AUUCAUUGUAUUUGCUAUCUGUUUAGCCUCAACCAAAGCCUUAUUAAUGACUGAAAGAAAGCUAUAAACUGAAGAAAAGAUCUCGUCUCACUUUACUACACUGAUAAACUAGUCAAUAACAGAAACAAAGCAAUCCGUUAUCCGAAUAAGGAUCAUGUCAAAUAGAAAUUAUUGCUUUAAUAUGUGGGAAAUAUAUUCAUUGAUUGUAGAUUUUUUGCACUAAGAUACUUACACAACGUUUGACGAAAAGACAUUGGCAAUGUAUGAACGAAAAUAAUUCAAAUGGCCGAAAGUGUUUCAAAAUAAUGUAAAAACUUCAUUUUUAUAAACUGCUUGCUCUGAAACUCUCUUCAUAAUGCUGAUGGGAAAAGUGUGUUACUUAUGAAAUAUGCUGUUUGAACAAUGUUUCUCUGAGAAAAAUAAUGGUUUGACUAAGCAAUUUCAUUAUUAGACAAACGUAAAUUUUUUUUUAAUUUGUUAGCCUGCUAAACAAUUAACAAUAGUAAUAGGUUAGGGUAACUAAACUUUUAUGAGGCAUAUUAGAUUAAUUUUUUGUUCACACUAGUUUAAAUUAUUCGUAUCUCUGUGUAUGUAAUAAAAUAUUUGCUCAAAAUUUCAACCUAUAAUAUGUAACUAUAUUUUUGCCUUAAGUCUGUAUCGUUAAACAUUCUUUAUAUUAUUAGUUUCUCUAAGGUUUGUGUUGAUCUUAAUCAUAUGAUAGCCAAAACAUAUAGUUACAGCCUUAAAAUUUGUUUUGAAUGCUACACUAAAUAAUCUAAGCUAAUAUGAUCAUUUACGAAGAAUAUACUAUAGAUUAUUGUAAAGCAUUUAAAAUGAUACACCAGUUAUGAUUUGUAAGCAAUAAUAAUAAUUUAAAUAUUUCUGUUACGUUUCUUUUUUCUCUGCAUUACAAAAUUAGCUUCAAAAUAAAUUUCUAGCCUUCGUUUCUUUACUUAUUAUUGAAAAAAUCAUAUUUCUUAUAAAAUAUUUUUUAGUUUUUUUUUAAAAUUUAAUUUAAUUGUUCUGAUAAAUUUACUAUUUAAAGCAUAAGUGAUUAUCAAAUUUCAGUGACAUUAUUUUCAACUUUAAUUAAUUACAGCAAUUUUAUUUAAAUCACACAAGUGAUAUUACAUGUGAUAUGAAAUGAACUAAGACUAAUAUUUCUAACUAUGAGAUGACUAUUCAUGAUAGUGAUAACGAGAAUAGUUAUGCAACAUGUAAUAAGAGUUUUUCAUAGACAAGUAAUCUAACUGACCGGCAGUUGGACUGAUACUGGUUAAUAACCUGACUUUUGUAAUAAACGUAAUAAGAGUUUUCAAUGGAGAAGUAAUGUGACUGAAUACAGUCAUGUUCAUUUUAGUGUGAAGCCUCAUUCUCAUAGCAUAUGCAAUAGGAAUUGUUCCCAUAAAAGUGACAUGACUGAACACUAUCGUGUUCAGACGGGUGAGAAACCUUUUUCCUGUAAUAUAUGUAAUAAGAGUUUUUCAAUUCGCAGUGGUCUGACUAGACAUAGUCGUGUUCACACUAGUGAGAAACCUUUUUCCUGUAGUAUAUGUAAUAAGAGUUUUUCAAUUCGUAGUGGUCUGACUAGUCACAGUCGUGUUCAUACUGGUGAAAAACCUUAUUCUUGUAGCAUAUGUAAUAAGAGUUUUUCACAUAGAAAUCAUCUGAUUGACCACAUUCAUGUUCACACUGGUGAAAAACCUUUUUCCUGUGAUAUAUGUAAUAAGAGUUUUUCACAAAAAAUUCAUCUAACUAUACACAAUCGUGUUCAUACUGAUGAGAAACCUUUUUCUUGUAGUAUAUGUACUAAGAGUUUUUCACAAAAAAUUCAUCUAACUAUACACAAUCGUGUUCACACGGGUGAGAAACCUUUUUCCUGUAGUAUAUGUAACAAGAGUUUUUCAAUCAGAAGUAAUCUGACUACGCACAGUUAUGUUCAUACUGGUGAGAAACUUUUUUCCUGUAGUAUAUGUAAUAAGAGUUUUUCAAGCAGAAGUUAUCUGACUACACACAAUCGUGUUCACAAUGGUGAGAAACCUUUUUCCUGUAGUAUAUGUAAUAAGAGUUUUAUAAACAGAAGUGAACUGACUGCUCACAGUCGUGUUCAUACUGGUGUGAAGCCUUAUUCUUGUAGCGUAUGCAAUAAGAGUUUUUCCCAUAGAAGUACAAUGACUAAACACUGUCGUGUUCACACCGGUGAGAAACCUUUUUCCUGUAACAUAUGUAACAAGAAUUUUUCAAACAGAAGUCAACUGACUGAACAUAAUCGUGUUCAUACUGGUGAAAAACCUUACUCUUGUAGUAUAUGUAAUAAGAGUUUUUCAUAUAGAAGUCAUCUGACUGAUCACAUUCAUGUUCACACUGGUGAGAAACCUUUUUCCUGUAGUAUAUGUAAUAAGAGCUUUACAAGCAGAAGUCAUCUGACUAAUCACAGUUAUGUUCAUACUGGUGAUAAACCUUUUUCUUGCAGUAUAUGUAAUAAGAGUUUUUCACAAAGAAAUUAUCUAACUAAACACAAUCAUGUUCAUACUGGUAAGAAAUCUUUUUCCUGUAGUAUAUGUAAUAAGAGUUUUUCAAGCAAAAAUUAUCUGACUAAACACAGUUAUGUUCAUACUGGUGAGAAACUUUUUUCCUGUAGUAUAUGUAGUAAGAGUUUUUCAAGCAGAAGUUGUCUGACUGCUCACAAUCGCGUUCACACUGGUGAGAAACCUUUUUCCUGUAGUGUAUGUAAUAUGAGUUUUUCACAAACAAGUACUCUAACUAAUCACAAUCGUGUUCACACUGGUGAGAAACCUUUUUCCUGUAGUAUAUGUAAUAAGAGUUUUUCAUACAGAAAUAAUCUGACUACACACAGUCGUGUUCAUACUGGGGAGAAACCUUUUUCCUGUAGUAUAUGCAAUAAGAAUUUUUCACAAAGAAGUCACCUGACUCAACAUUUUCGUGUUCAUGCGGCAGAGAAAACUUCUUGCAGUACAUAUAACAAGAGUUUUUCAAACAAAAGUCAUCUUAAAAGUCACAGUUAUAUUCAUACUGGUGAGAAACAUCUAUCUAUGUAGUUAGUAUAUGUAAUAAGAAUUUUUUGCAUUGCAGUCACCUGACUAAGCAUGUUUAUACUGGUGAGAAACCUAAUUCUUGUUGUAUAUGUAAUAAGAGUUUUUCACAAAGAGGUCAUCUGACUCGAUGCAGUCGUGUUCAUACUGGUGGCAAACCUUAUUCGUGUAGUAUAUGUAAUAAGAAUUUUUCACAUAGAAGUUGUCUGACUGAGCAUUUUUGUGCUCAUACUAGUGAGAAACCUGAUUCUUGUUGUUAUUUCUUUGAGAUUGUCUCUGUAAGGGAAUUUUAUGCUCACUGCUCUGUUCAUAUUGCUGACUAACUUUAUUUUUAUUCACAUGAUGUUUAAAAAAUAGUACAACCUGUUUAUAAGUAUAAUAUAAUUUUCGUAAGGAUAGUAUAACCUGAUAAAUAAACCUGUUCAUGAUUAUUUUCAUUUCACUUUGAAAUUUCACUAACAUUGUGUAACGAGUUUCAUAGAGAAAUAUUUUAACUGCCUGCUAAUUUGUCCAGAGCAACUACUACAAAUUAAAAGUUGUUUGUUGUAAGGUACCAAUUUUUUUAACUUGUAAUUCUGUUGGGCAAAGCUGAUAUUCAAUAUUAUGGGCUUAGAAAUUCGAGAAAUAGUUAUUUUACUGAGUAUCGUCUGAAUGUUAGGCUUUCUGGCUUCUGAAUCGUUAACUCCUUUUUGUUUGAAUGCAAACCAUAGUAUUCAUUUUAUGCCAUAUUUAACUAUUAAAAUAUAUUGUUUCUGAUUCAAAUUAAGGGUCAUCAUAACUUUUGCUAUUAAGUAGGAUAAAACACCCUUCAUAAUUCCAAUUAAGGGUUGCUAAUUUUUAAUUUACUCAGUCGAAGAGCAAGAAUACCAGGACCUUGGUCAUUUUUUUAUACUUUGAAUGAGAUUUGUAAAUGUUAAAUUUCUAAAUUUGUUUUCUGAUUAAGUUCUUUUAUAGUUCUGCAAGAAAAAAGUUCGCACCCCUUGUUAAUAUUGGUAAUAAAGGAUGAUUUUAUUAUUAAUAUUUUUUUUGUUGUUAUGUUAUUUUAUUUAGAAGGUCUCAAUGUUCAUUUUUAUGUGAAUUAACAAAGAGAUGUUAAGUUUUUCCCUCUGAUUCCUCUGAUGUAUAUAAGCUUCGAACCAAUAAACAUGAUUUUUUUUUCAACCUAA
Messenger RNA from Parasteatoda tepidariorum (common house spider), 4219 nucleotides. Its product is annotated as zinc finger protein 271-like. NCBI's taxonomy places the organism in Eukaryota, Metazoa, Arthropoda, Arachnida, Araneae, Theridiidae. The record is from RefSeq and is a predicted model, not a curated record.